AUGGAGCAGCUGGAGAUCACGUCGGAGCAGAGCUUCAAGACGCACAACGACCUGCCGCUCGCGCGGAUCAAGCGCAUCAUGAAGUCCGACGAGGACGUGCGCAUGAUCUCGGCGCGCGCCCGCGCCGAGGCGCCCGUGCUCUUCGCCAAGGCCUGCGAGCUCUUCAUCCUCGAGCUCACGCUGCGGUCGUGGUGCUACUCGGAGCAGUCGAAGCGCACGCUGCAGAAGGAGGACAUCAGUGCCGCGAUCCACAAGACGGAGAACUUCGACUUCCUCGUCGACAGCGUCGGCCGCUCCGCGCCGCCGCCGCCGCCGCAGCCCUGA
Aureococcus anophagefferens is the source of this 324-nucleotide messenger RNA. RefSeq lists its product as hypothetical. Bases 1 to 324 code for a protein of 107 amino acids. Gene Ontology annotation, biological process: regulation of DNA-templated transcription. The record is from RefSeq and is a predicted model, not a curated record. The transcript has 3 exons. Gene Ontology annotation, cellular component: nucleus. Gene Ontology annotation, molecular function: protein heterodimerization activity; DNA-binding transcription activator activity, RNA polymerase II-specific. Lineage: Eukaryota; Pelagophyceae; Pelagomonadales; Pelagomonadaceae.